AUGUACACAUCAAGAGAAAAACAACUAACUGAUAUCAGCAGCAAAGUAAUAAAAGGAUUUUUGACAAGAUACAUUCUAAACACCACAACUUUAAUUGAUGAUGAACUACUACAAAGAAAUGCUUUUGGAGAAAAAGACAAACGUAAACCUCAUAAAACUAUAUUACUGGUUGGAGAAACAGGAACAGGAAAAUCAACUCUUAUCAAUACCAUGGUAAACUACAUGCUGGGGGUCAAAUGUAAUGACAAAAUUUGGUGUGAGAUCAUUGAGACAAAAGGAGACCAAACAGAUUCUCAGACAAAAGCAGUUACAGUGUAUGAUGUGUUUACUGAUCAGAGCCCGAUCACUCUCACCAUCAUCGACACGCUUGGAUUUGGAAGCACAGCAGGACUAAAGGAGGAUUUUAAAGUUGCUGAGACUUUACACUACUUGUUUAAACGUGAAGACGGAGUUCAUGAAAUUAAUGCAGUGUGUCUAGUUGUCUCAGCAGACACCUCUCGACUGACUGAGCGGCAGCUGUAUGUGUUUAAUGCCGUGCUCUCCUUAUUUGGCUGUGAUGUGGAAAAUAACAUUGUUGUGCUCAUCACACAUGCCACCAAAAAGCAGCCUAGAAAUGCCAUUACGACUAUUAAGAAAUCAAAAGUCAGAUGUGCUAAGAAUAAUAAUGGGGAUCCUGUUUAUUACAAGUUUGACAACUCUCACUGUGAAUACUUUACUGAGGAAGGAACAAUAAUAUCAGAAAACUAUUAG
This is a messenger RNA of Trichomycterus rosablanca, 750 nucleotides long. RefSeq lists its product as uncharacterized. The record is from RefSeq and is a predicted model, not a curated record. Bases 1 to 750 code for a protein of 249 amino acids. The transcript is spliced from 2 exons. Gene Ontology annotation, molecular function: GTP binding. NCBI's taxonomy places the organism in Eukaryota, Metazoa, Chordata, Actinopteri, Siluriformes, Trichomycteridae.